AUGGACAGGAUGGAGGCCCAGGCAGCUGCCUCAGAGGUGGGUGAUGACCAGGUUGACUCCCAGAAAGCUGACUGCCCUGCGCUCUGCCAGGCCUGGGACCACAGCCAGGCCCUCAUGCUGAGCAGGACAGGAAUCCGGGCUGACGGCUGCAGGGUGGAGUCUCAGAGGAGUUCCAGUGGUGCCAGUGUGGUCAGGCCAUCUCAUGCUGGUGACAUUGGCUGUCCCUUGCAGGUGGCACUGAAACCUCCUUAGAGACCCCUGGGGACCCCCUCCUGGCCCUGCUCCAUACCCCACCCACAGGCCAGUCAGGUGCUGAGGGUCCUGGCUGUGCUGAGCUUGGGGAUGUUGACUCUGGCUUUACUUCUAUGGCAAGUUCCCUGUCUCCCUACCUGGGACCAGAGUCACCCUGAGGAAGAGCCCUCUGGGACCUCAGGCAGUGGCCCCCACCUGGCCUGGGAGCUUCGGGGAGAAGAGGCGGGGCCCAGACUGCAGAAGGAGGAGAGCCAACUUGUCCUGGUGGAGAGCUGCCCCCAAGACCUGCUUGUGCUCGGUCCGGCGGCCCAGUCCCUGGCCCAGGCCUGGAUGGGGCUCCUUGACGCCGCUCAGGAGAGUGUCCAUGUGGCCUCCUACUACUGGUCCCUCACAGGGGCUGACAUCGGAGUCCACGACUCUUCCUCCCAUUUGGGAGAAAUGCUGCUGCAGAGACUGUAUCAGCUGCUGGACAAGAACAUAUCUCUGGCCGUGGCCACCAGCAAGCCGACGCUGGCCACCAACUCCACUGACCUGCAGGAGCUAGUGGCCCGGGGUGCCCAAGUGCAGCAUGUGCCCAUGGGGCGGCUCACCAGGGGUGUUCUGCACUCCAAGUUCUGGAUCGUGGACAAGAGGCAUGUCUAUGUGGGUAGCGCCAACAUGGACUGGCGGUCACUCACGCAGGUGAAGGAAAUGGGUGUGGUCAUUUACAACUGCAGCCGCCUGGCCCAAGACCUGGAGAAGACCUUUCAAACCUAUUGGACGCUGGGUGCACCCAAGGCUGUACUCCCCAAAGUCUGGCCUCAGAACUUCUCGUCCCACAUAAACCGCUUCCAGCCCUUCCGGGGCCACUUCAAGGGGAUACCCACCACUGCCUACUUCUCGGCCUCACCGCCCGCGCUCUGUCCCCACGGCCGCACUCCGGACCUAGAUGCGCUGCUGGCGGUGAUGGGGGAGGCCCAGGAGUUCAUCUAUGCAUCGGUGAUGCAGUACUUCCCCACCACCCGCUUCAAGCACCCCGCCAGGUACUGGCCAGUGCUAGAUAAUGCUUUGCGGGAUGCAGCCUUCAGCAGGAGGGUCCACAUUCGUCUUCUGAUCAGCUGUUGGCUCAACACGGACCCCACCAUGUUCUCGUACCUACGAUCGCUGCAGGCCUUCCGCGACCCCUUGGCUGGCGUCUCCGUGGACGUGAAAGUAUUCAUCAUGCCGGUGGGAAAUCACUCCAACAUCCCGUUCAGCAGGGUGAAUCACAGCAAGUACAUGGUCACAGAGAAGGCGGCCUACAUCGGCACCUCCAACUGGUCUGAGGACUAUUUCAGCAGCACCUCGGGCGUGGGCCUGGUGGUUAGCCAGAAGGCUACCGGCGCCCAGCCAGGGCCCCCCACAGUACAGGAACAGCUGCGGCAGCUCUUCGAGCGGGACUGGGAGUCCCCGUACUCGGUAGGCCUGGAUGAACAGGAGCCGGGCCAGGACUGCAUCUGGGGAUGGGUGCAGGCCUCGGUGCAACUCCCGCUGUGUGAGCCCCUCCCACACUUCCCACGUGGAGACCAAGCUUUAGGUUUCCCGCCCAUCCUGUGGAGUGUGCUGGGAAGUGGGGUACCCAGCAGCCCUGGCCCCCGCCUUACUGGCAGGAAGCAGAGACCCUCAGCCCUGCAGCCUGCUGGGCUCGGAGGACUGCUGACAUCCACUCAGGCUGGUGACCGACCUUCGCCAGUCGAGCCUGAGCAGAGACAGCGGCCCCGGCAAAACGGUGUGCGCUCUUACACUGCUGAGCAGACAGCUGAGCCUGUCCUGAAGGCGGGCUUUGUCGUGCCCACUGAGGGCUCAGGAGUGGCAGACAGGUGA
Chrysochloris asiatica (Cape golden mole) is the source of this 2094-nucleotide messenger RNA. RefSeq names its product phospholipase D family, member 4 (gene PLD4). Gene Ontology annotation, biological process: phagocytosis; hematopoietic progenitor cell differentiation. Gene Ontology annotation, cellular component: endoplasmic reticulum; phagocytic vesicle; nucleus. The transcript is spliced from 14 exons. NCBI's taxonomy places the organism in Eukaryota, Metazoa, Chordata, Mammalia, Afrosoricida, Chrysochloridae. Gene Ontology annotation, molecular function: catalytic activity. The record is from RefSeq and is a predicted model, not a curated record.